AUGUCAGAGAAACCAGGGAUUGACUACGAUGGCUAUGGAUUUACGGCCGCUGGCGCGUUCUAUGGGAUGACUGUUCAAGAUAUCUUUAUCCAAGGUUCCGUCUCAGGUAUCAUGUUCUUCAUGUGCGCGUAUGGCUUGUACGUGUUCCUUGAAACCCCCCACCACCUUCGCAAAGGUCGCCUUCCAUACAUCACUCUUUCGCUGUUCCUCCUCAUCAACUCCCUCUUGAAUUCCGCCAUCAAUACCUUCAAGAUUUUCUUUGGGCUAUACAAUCCAAGCAGUGGAACUGAAUUCAUUCUGCAAUGGGAUGAAGAGGAGUGGCCUUGGGCUUCUAUCCUCCAGGGCGUUCUAUGGGUUCUGUACAUCGUCGUUGCUGAUGGGUUGUUGGAGGACCCCGGAAAACCUGGGACGAACCAGGGGCCUAAUCCGGAAAAAAAGCGCCGCCGAAGGCGGCGAGACCUAGAAAAUAAUCCGGAUAAAUACAGACAAAAAGUCGAUUCACCUGGAUCCGUAAUCCGGAAGUAG
Coprinopsis cinerea okayama7#130 is the source of this 525-nucleotide messenger RNA. RefSeq lists its product as hypothetical. The coding region runs from base 1 to 525 and encodes 174 amino acids. The transcript has 2 exons. The record is from RefSeq and is a predicted model, not a curated record. Lineage: Eukaryota; Fungi; Basidiomycota; Agaricomycetes; Agaricales; Psathyrellaceae.